CGUGAUGAACGAUGCGUUUUACAUUAGGCUAAUGGCGACUUCCAUUGAGCAGCUGAUCUUUCGUCUCCUUCCUUGCGUGAUACCAGUAACCGAUCAAUCAUCUUUAAUCCCUCCCCCUCCCAUUAAUCAAUCAACCAUGAUGUAGAUUCAACGCGAUAUUUUUGUUGUGCAAGGCGGUGGAAUCUACUAAAAGAAGACCGGCCGCUCCUCUUCCACCGUUGAAGUCUGCUUGUUCCGCUUCUGGGAGGUCGGAAAUGUCCGCCGUGGUGGAGAAUUCAUGGGCGUCGACUUGCUCUUGCUUGAUUCUAAGGCACCUUUGAUAGUAGCCAUUCUCUUCUUCGCCUUCACCGUCAAUCAUCGCCACUUCUCUGACCGACUUAUUCGCACUGUUGGAUCCUUUGCAGCUUUGGGACAACAUCGAAUGCAUCUGGCUCUCCUGCAUGUAAUCUAAUGGUUGAUGUGUACUUCAGUUCCAUUGCAUAUAACUGAGAUCCACUUUCCUCUCGAUUUAAGAGAGUUCAGAGUCAUGGCGACCCUAAAGCCUCACGAAGUCAAAGGAGUCUCUUGGCUUAUACACAAAUAUAUUCUUGGCGUAAAUGUCGUUCUCGAUGAGAUUGGGGCAGGCUCCACAAGCAAUUUCUUUCUUGAGCUAUCUGAAGUUUCAUCAAGGAUUGCGAGGACCAUUUCUUGUGCUUUGUCCUUUGAGCGUAACAGAUGGUUUGGUGUCAAGGAAGGUCCUGAGAGACAACAUCCAAGGAAUCACCAAGCCUGCGAUCAGGCGUCUCGCUUGCAGAGGAGGAGUGAAGAGGAUCAGCGGGUUGAUCUACGAAGAGACGAGAGGGGUUUUGAAGAUCUUUCUCGAGAACGUGAUUAGAGACGCCGUGACUUACACGGAGCAAGCGAGGAGGAAGACGGUUACGGCGAUGGAUGUUGUUUACGCUUUGAAGAGGCAAGGUUGCACUCUUUAUGGGUUCGGCCGGUUUUAGAUAAACAGGUUCACUCCAAAACUUGAAGUUCUUAGGUAUAAUGGUGAUAAGGAUUGCCGUAGGUAUUUGUGUAAGGUAAUGUAUGAUCAUGUCAACAAGAGCUCUGAGGGGAGAGUUAAAGUUUUUUGUUUUCUCUAGAACUUGGGUUUAUUUACAGACAGAACUCUGUAACCUGUAAUUCUUUUUGAAUUUAUGCAAAAGUUAACCCGUGGAA
Messenger RNA from Raphanus sativus (radish), 1200 nucleotides. Its product is annotated as histone H4-like. Gene Ontology annotation, biological process: nucleosome assembly. Gene Ontology annotation, molecular function: protein heterodimerization activity; DNA binding; structural constituent of chromatin. The coding region runs from base 597 to 986 and encodes 129 amino acids. The transcript has 7 exons. The record is from RefSeq and is a predicted model, not a curated record. Lineage: Eukaryota; Viridiplantae; Streptophyta; Magnoliopsida; Brassicales; Brassicaceae.